Pangasianodon hypophthalmus (striped catfish) is the source of this 1101-nucleotide messenger RNA. It is a transcript of the gene rbx1, whose product is annotated as ring-box 1, E3 ubiquitin protein ligase. Lineage: Eukaryota; Metazoa; Chordata; Actinopteri; Siluriformes; Pangasiidae. Gene Ontology annotation, biological process: ubiquitin-dependent protein catabolic process; protein ubiquitination. The transcript has 5 exons. Gene Ontology annotation, molecular function: zinc ion binding; cullin family protein binding; ubiquitin protein ligase activity. Bases 81 to 407 code for a protein of 108 amino acids. Gene Ontology annotation, cellular component: nucleus; cullin-RING ubiquitin ligase complex. The record is from RefSeq and is a predicted model, not a curated record.
AAAACUGACUUGACUGAACUCGAGUCUCGUAUAAGUCGCGCUUCCUCUCGCGAGAUUUUAAAUUCUCUCGUGUCUCAAAGAUGGCGGCUGCGAUGGAUGUCGACACCCCGAGCGGGUCAAACAGCGGCGCGAGUAAAAAGCGUUUUGAAGUGAAAAAGUGGAAUGCAGUGGCUCUGUGGGCGUGGGACAUCGUGGUGGAUAACUGUGCCAUCUGCAGAAACCACAUCAUGGAUCUGUGUAUAGAGUGUCAGGCCAAUCAGGCUUCUGCCACAUCAGAGGAGUGCACAGUGGCCUGGGGAGUGUGUAACCAUGCGUUUCAUUUCCACUGCAUCUCCCGCUGGCUGAAGACGAGGCAGGUGUGUCCUCUGGACAACAGGGAGUGGGAGUUCCAGAAGUACGGACACUGAACUCCGCAUGCAGCUUCAACUUUUCUUUAAACUAUAUAGUUAACUUUACAAACUGUAUAAUAAAUCCUGUGUGUGUGUGUGUGUGUGUGUUGCUGUGAUAGUAAAAUACUGAGUAACGGUGUUUAUAAGCAGUCACUGUUCUCAAUGUGAAGCUGAUUUUCCUAUAAGAGCGUGAGUCCCUGAGUGUUUUAUUCCUCUUAUACCACAGCGAUUUACCAACAGUUACCAUUAAAGAGUGUCACGUCGUCCAUUUUCUUUUUUUUUAUCUGUUAAUAGUACAUGGAAUGAUGUGGAAUCUCCAUGAAACAAGUUAGUUCUUAUAUACAGUUGUCCCUCUCCAGUCUCUGUCUCUCUUUCGAAAUGAAUAAGUCUGUAACACAUAAACUCCAAGUUAUCGUUUCUAUAGUAACAGCUCAUUGCGUGGGACAGACUUUUACUAAUGAUCUAACUAAUUUCCUGGACCUUCUACAACACUUAGUAACUACUGAACUGAUAAAAAGAAUCUUGUGUCUUUCUUUAAUAAAUAACGUUUGUAAUCAUCAGUGUAUUAAGAAGAAUAAAACACCUUGGUACAUGCUGUUAUAGGAAAAUAAUCAACUUCAGAGUGGUAACAGUAACUCAGCCUUUUAUAAUAACAGCAACACACAUUACUGUUAUUUGUUAAUGAGGAAUAAAUAAAACCAGUUACAUCACA